This is a messenger RNA of Cercocebus atys (sooty mangabey), 2711 nucleotides long. RefSeq names its product IQ motif containing G (gene IQCG). The transcript has 8 exons. Gene Ontology annotation, biological process: cilium organization; sperm axoneme assembly. Gene Ontology annotation, cellular component: sperm flagellum; cytoplasm. Gene Ontology annotation, molecular function: protein binding. Lineage: Eukaryota; Metazoa; Chordata; Mammalia; Primates; Cercopithecidae. The record is from RefSeq and is a predicted model, not a curated record. The coding region runs from base 1117 to 2151 and encodes 344 amino acids.
AUAGGUAAGUCAGGCCAUGUGACACAUUUGCGUCCUUUUCCAGAUGUCCAAGUAUAAAGGUAGAGGAAUAGUGGUUAGGGAACUCAGAAAAUGGGACAUCCCAGAGGUCACAGUGACACGAGAUCGUGCCACUACGCUCCAGCCUGGGUGACAGCGAGACUCCGUCCCAAAAGAAAAAAGAAAAAAGACAAUGGGGCCUCCUAGACCUUACAUUUUCCCCUUAUUGCCUUAGACAGAAUUUAAAAUAAUAACCGUUUAUUUUACCAGCGGGAUAUGGGGACACAGAGAUGUUAAAUAGUUGCCCAAGGUCAAUACAGUUGAGAGAUGGAGCUGGACUCAAACACGCUUUCAGAACCCACAUGUGUAGUCACUGCAUUGUGUGGCCUCUCAGUGGCUCAGGCGUUUAGCCACAGUUUAAUUUACACAGGCAUCAUCAACUGAAAGGCAUAUGCUGUUCCUGUGGUCCCUAAUAUUCAAGUUUGGGUCUGAAAAAGAAAUGAUUUUGGCUUUUCCCUCCACGAUCCUCAAAAUCUACACCACGCCACUAAAUGUACUAUCAACCUCUGCUUUUAGUGUGAUUCUCCUUUUUUAAUUUAUUUUUCAUGUUCAUAUGUUCAAUGAACAUUUGCGUCUCUGCUAUAUGCUAGUCAUUGUUCUAAGCAAUGGAACUGUAAAGAUGGCCACAUUUAUUGAAUAUCCAAUCUUGUUCCAAAAAUAACUUGAGACUAGUCUUCAAAAAAAGUUUUUUUUGAAGGGGAACCAAGAUCGCUAAGACACUGUCCCCUCCCUCCUAGAAACCACGACCUGAUGGAGAUACUUUAUAAAAAAUUACCAUAUGAGAAAUGCCUGCUAACAGAGAUAUUUCACAAAGAACUUUACUUUUGAGCAGAGUGUAGCAGGUGGUAAGUUGGGGAAUGACAGGGGGAAUGUUGUGUGAAGUUAGCAGCAGGGCGUGGUUUGGUGUGGCUGAAGAAAGGGGCACAUUUUCUUGGAGGAUAGGGUAGAAGUCAGAGAAGAUAACGUUGAAAAAUGUAGACAAAGGCCUCUUUCUUGUGGUUGUCUGUUUAACAAAAUUAUUUCUAAUACUGUUUAUUGUUUUAAAAGAAAAGCAGAGAAAUGAAUCUAGAAGGAAAGAAUCUAGACAAACUUCCAGUGGCUUCAACAGUUACAAAAAUACCCAGUCCGUUAAUAACCAAGGAAAGACCCAGCUUGCCAGAAAUCAGACAAGGAGGCCAGUUCGCUGUGGAGUUUCGCAAGACACAGGAUCUUCUCUUCAAAAAACCUGUAAGGCAGACCAUCAUGACUACGGAGACACUGAAGAAAAUUCAGAUUGAUAGGCAGUUUUUCAGCGAUGUGAUUGCAGAUACCAUUGAGGAGUUGCAAGAUUCGGGUACUUACAACAGUCUCCUGCAAGCUUUGAGCAAAGAGAGGGAAAACGAAAUGCAUUUCUAUGACAUCAUUGCCAGGGAGGAAAAAGGAAGAAAACAGAUAAUAUCACUUCAAAAACAGCUAAUUAAUGUCAAAAAAGAAUGGCAAUUUGAAGUCCAGAGUCAGAAUGAAUAUAUUGCUAACCUCAAGGACCAACUGCAAGAGAUGAAAGCAAAAUCCAACUUGGAGAAUCGCUACAUGAAAACCAAUACUGAGCUGCAGAUUGCCCAGACCCAGAGAAAGUGUAACAGAACAGAGGAAGUCUUGCUGGAAGAGAUUGAGAAACUCAGGAUGAAAACCGAAGAAGAGGCCCGGAUUCAUAUGGACAUUGAAAUGUUCCUUAGAAAGCAGCAGCAGAAACUUGAGGAGAGGCUAGAGUUCUGGAUGGAGAAAUAUGAUAAGGACACAGAAAUGAAACAGAAUGAACUAAAUGCUCUCAAAGCCACAAAGGCCAGUGACUUAGCACACCUUCAAGACCUGGCAAAGACGAUAAGAGAGUGUGAACAGGUCAUCAUUGAAGAUCGUAUAGAAAAGGAGAGGAGCAAGAAUAAGAUAGAACAGGAUCUCUUGGAAUUAAAGAGCGUCAUAAAGCUCCAGGCCUGGUGGCGGGGCACUAUGAUACGGAGAGAAAUUGGUGGUUUCAAGAUGCCUAAAGACAAAGUUGAUAGCAAGGAUUCAAAAGGAAAAGGCAAAGGCAAGGAUAAGAGGAGAGGCAAGAAGUGACCAAGUUCUCUUCUGUCUUUUCCUCUGGUAUUCUGGAGGUGGGAAGGACUUGAGAGUUAAGAAACACCUGGUACCAUCAAAGAUGACUCAUCUACAGGUUGUUUCCUAUUGAGACUUCCCCAGGGAAGCCUGAUUUCACUCUGCCUGUUAAUUUCACCCUGCCUGAUUUCACUAGGCCUGAUAAUUUCAUUGGGCCUGUUAAUUGCUCUUGGCCUGUUAAUUUCACUCUGCCUGUUACCUGGGUUUUCAAACCCUGAUUUAGGAUCAUACCAUUGACUUAGGGCUUCCUCAUCUUGCUGGGAAGAAGAGUUUCUGGUAGUCCUGUGAAGAUUCAUUGUUUCUUUUUCUCAGUGAACAAAGCAGUUCAUUGGCUUACAGUGACGCAUGAAAACUUCAGUAAUUCCUGUAAUGUCUGAUUCUGAUUUUACCCAAUUUGUAGUGAAAAAAACUCUUAUGAGCAAAAGUAUUCAGUAGGAAUUACAAGAUGAUGUUAUUAGCUGUCCAGCAUAAUAUAUACACAGUAAAGUUUUAAUAAAUGUUGGUUCCUGCCUGCCUUUUAG